UGGACCUAACCCUGAUGGUGCAGAUCGUUCGAUCAACGAAGACGAAGAGAUCGCCGCUAGAAGCGACACCAGCUCCGGAGGAAGUUCUCCAUCGAAUCUAAAGAAACGCCUUCUCCAUCUUCAGUCACCAAACGAAGCAGCACGUUUAGCUAACCGCGUGAUCAACAUCUCUCGUCAUCUGUCCCAAAAACGAGACUUCUAUUAUCAAGGUGCGACCAAUCGGAUCGAGGAGAACGUCGAAAGGGAAGAGAAAGAGGAACAGGAAACCUUAUUUUCCAAAAGGACCUCGGACGAUAUAAAAACAAGGGACGCCCGUGCACGCAGAAGAGCGAAGAUUCGUUUGGAUAACGUGAGAAAUAGCACUAUGGUUGUCUCGAGAUCGAGCGAAAGCACCGCUGCUUCGGAUACGAAAGACAAUCCCAACGAGGAAGAAAGGUCCGAUGAAAAUUCGUUAAUCAAGAACGGUAAAAAGGCGAGUUCGGAAGGAAAUUUGGAAAAGCAAUCGUCGUUACGGAUUGAACCGUUGACAAAUUAUUCUCAAGGAUACUCGUCGUUUUCAGCAAGAUUGCCCAGCACUCGUAAUCCAUAUCGUAAUCAACGAGACGAUUCGGACAGCGAUUCAUCCAGGUCUCAACGAAACGCGUCGUUUCUUCGUCUUUAUUCCAGUAUUUCGUGUGAAAAUUCAGCGAAGAAUAGAGUCGAGUUGCAGCCUCAUUCUCCAGUUUCUUUGUGCAACGCUCGACCUACAAAGUUCGGCGGAUAUAGACCUCCAACUGGCGUGAUACUGCAGAACCUCAGUUCCGGCAGCGAAGCUGAGUCUAGCCACGAGAUCACGUCGAAUAGAAUUGGCUCUACUCAGAGAAUUGAUCGUUUGGUUAGCAAUACGAUUGCAGUAACUGACAAUUCUGCAGAUUUGUGUGAUAAAAAUUCGAAAAUUACAAAUUUCAACGAACCUUUACCACCUUUGUCCUCGAGAAGAUCGCCCAACCGUAUGCUGCUUAAUUCUUCGAGAAAAGAUGUUUUAGAAAGUGUCAUCGCGUCUUCUGUGUCAAAGAUGGAUUUUACCGACGAUCAAUUUUGUAAAAAUUCGAAGGAUCCUUUAAAUACGACGUGUCUUCCCUCUUCGAGGAAAAUGCCUCCUGAAAAUUCCUAUUAUCGAAAUGCGGAUACCUCCAGAAGCGAUUGCAGCAAAAAUAUGAAGAAUUUUUAUAAAAACGUCGAGGAGCCCAUGUUCUACUCUGCCAGAGAAGAAGUUUGUAAUUUCAAUAGGGAGGGCUUGGAAACGUCGCCAUCUUUGCUGAAAACAGCAAAUCCUUCGAAUAUCUCUCCACAAUCUUCAGAAGCUAAAACUUCUAGGAAUUUUCAACGCGACACGAUCAAUCUCGAGAAACAUAUCUGCAACGAAGGUACGAGACGAGGUGACGAAGAGAAGGAAGAAGAGAUGAAUUCUUCGAAUUCGGGAUCCCGUGUGAACGAAAGUCAAAGUUUCGUUCCGACUCAAAGAAGCACACGAUUACCGGAGAAUAUUUUGAAGAGUUCAGACGAUAAUCUAGAAAUUUCUUCGUCGAACAUCACCGAUUCAAGAGUUCUUCAAGAGGCGAUGUCUAGGUAUAUUUUGAACUACGACAGCAAUAACGACAUCAAAUCUCCACAAUCCCAAGAAAAUGCAUCUUCCCCACAAUUGAAAAAUUACUCGAGCGAUAUUCAGAGCGUUGCUUCUUCCUCGGGAGAGUAUUUCGUUGAUGAAUUUACCAAAAAUCACGGAGAAACCAAAUUGUCCUUAGAAUUCACUAAAAUCGACCAAGAAUUACACGAUCAAGAGCUAAACGAAAUUACCAACGAGAAAGGAUUCGCAAGUGUUCCCACUCUAACCUUAAACUCGCAAGAAGUGUCUCAUACGACAUCACCAGCCAGCAAAAUUAGCUCGGAGAGGCGUUUAGACGCGGAUUCUUUGAUCAGGACAUUGUCGAACUCGUCUUUGAGGCAGCAAACAACGAAAGAUGCUUCAGAGAAUACCUGCAGUGAAUCCUGCAUCGAUAGCAAGACAAUAUCCAGGCAAGGAUCCUCUGAGAACAAUUUAUCAACGGAUAAACGCUUGGAGUCAACGUCGUUGAAGUCUGAUGAGCAUCAUAGUAGAUUGUCCACGUCUAGAACAUCCUGUAGAUCGUUCCUUAGCACGAGGUCCAAGAUUCCAGUGAAGAUUCCUACGAAUAGAAGUAAGCUGCCGAUCGUGAACACGUUAAACGAAGUGGAAAAACCAGUAGAUAAUCAAGGAGCGAGUCUAAUGGAUUCUGAUAGACAAGUGUUUCGAAAUGACCCAUCGUCGUCUGAGGAAUUUCAAUCAGGAAGAAGAGACCAAGUUUCCAGAUCCGAGGAAAAUUCACCAUUAGUGAAACAUUAUCUUGUCACAAAUAUCGAAGAGUCUGUUGAAGUUGUAUCCGAAUCUUCCGUGAAUACAGACAGAAAAGAAGAGGAUAAAUAUCCUGACACGAAGUGCAGGGGAAACGAGUUAGAAAAUUUCGAAAGGACAAGUCUGACGAUGAAAGAUCGAGCUCAGUUGAGGACUUGUUUACCUUUGCAAAUCGAAACGAGCGACGAGGAGACUUAUGAAAGCAAGGUGAAAGAGCAAAUCCAAGAUUAUCGAGCCAAUCUUGAUGGAACUAAUUAUAACGAAUCAUCGAUCAAUCGUACGAAUGUAAGCGACACUUUUAGCUCUUCGAAUUCUCCUGACAAUCAGAAAGAACGUGAAACAGUACACGAGAAGACCAAGUCGGAGCACAGUGACUAUUCAGACACCGAUUCAGACACUUCCUCUUCUUCUUCGCACUGUUACAAGAUACGAGAGUCCGCGCCAAAACUUGAAGAGCCUGAAGAACUGGACGAACCAGAAGAACCCACUAAUUUCAUCUCAAGAAUUACGUCGAUCACCUCUCCGUUAGAGGACUAUCAGAGAAAGUAUUUGAAUACCACAUACGAAGGCGAGGUUUUCGACAGGUUCGUUGAGAAAAGAAAGUCGAACCUCUUCGAGAAUCAAAUAGGUGACGGCAAUUAUCAAGAGGCACUGAUGGAGGACUCGAGCAAGUUGAACCUUCAAGUCACCCCUUUGAACUCAUCCCCGGAGAACGAAGAAUUAUUACAAGUGAAACGAGUCGCCGAGAAUUACGACAAGCUUAAUUUCUCCAUGGAAAAGCUAGCAGCUGAACAAUUCCGUAGAAACAUCAACCCAGAAUACGCGAAAAGCAUCCAGUCGGAUACUACCGCAUUCUUCACGGAGAGAUUCUAUGAAGUUCCACAGUUUUCUCUCGCUUGCUCCUCCUCGACGUCGAAGCUGCGUCGCGACAGGUCGAGGGACUCGCCGCGUGUCAAGAAGAAGAGCCAGGACAGAUUUCCUUUCACGAUUUCGGAAAAAACGAGCGUCGCCUCGAUGAAGUUCAAGGUCCGAAGCCGGCUGGGCAAUCUAGACGAAGACGAGGAGGAAAAAAGCUACAAACUGGACACGCAUCCGAGCAUAACUAGACUGGCCGGUUCUGGAUUCGAGGAUUCACCCGCGGAGAUCAUUAGUUACAUGGUUAAUACCGAGCAAGAGGAUCGUCGUACGAAAUCAUCGGGUAUGAGGGGCCUUGUGGAAAAAUUUUCGGCCAGAUGGAGGAAAUCGAGGAAACACGACGACGAAAUGAAAUCCGAUGCGAAAAUGACGAAUGUGAUUUUUAAAAAUCGAGACUACCGGGAAGAAUGCGACAGCUCCAUGGAGAGUUGCUCGGAAUCGUCUUUAUUGAGGGACUUCAGGCUAUUUGAGAAUUUGGAGAAGAAAUUCAGUAAGAUUGGUGAUUCUCCGGAUGAAAAGCCGUUAAUAGAGAAAAAGUCGUCUACUAGAGAAAACAGCGGGAAUACAUCGUUAAACGCUGAAAAUCCUUGUAGACGGUAUGAUCGCGAUGAUCUGUGGGUUCAGGCGUUUAAGAAUUUCGAUUCUGAUCGAGAAGAGAAGAAAAAGGACGAAUCUAUUUCGGAAAAAGAUCCAUAUUCGGUGUUCUUCGUUAAGAGCGCGAGGGAAACCCCAGAAAUUUCUGCUAGAGCACUCCUUUCAGAAGAUGACAACCGGAAGCAGAACAUUUCGACGGAAAGAAAGAAGAAUCGAGUGAAAUUUCGAGGCAGCUCUUUGGCCGUAGCGCCAAAACGAUCCGACGAAAACGUGCACAAAGAAUCCAUUAAAAAUAAAAAUUCAGAACGUGUCAAAAGGAACAAAAACAUGCAAAGUGGAUGCCUUUGUCUACGAUUUUAUCGAAUGAUCGUGCCGGUUUCGUUUGGAUCGAUAUCGAAAUAUCGAUCACAAGUAAAUCGUAAUUCGUCGUCGAUAAAGAAGAAAUCUCGUACUUCGUUGCACAAAAAGAAGGGAUGA
This is a messenger RNA of Habropoda laboriosa, 4396 nucleotides long. Its product is annotated as dentin sialophosphoprotein-like. The annotation marks the transcript as partial. NCBI's taxonomy places the organism in Eukaryota, Metazoa, Arthropoda, Insecta, Hymenoptera, Apidae. The record is from RefSeq and is a predicted model, not a curated record. The transcript has a single exon.